GCCUUCCAUUAAUUAGAAGCAGGAAAAGAAAUUAUCUAAAGCUGGGAAGCCACUGGGCGAUGCUGCGCACGCGCAGCAGCCUAUCUUCCUCCCCUCCCCCUUUCCCCUCGAAGGUUGCUAACAGUUACUCUUCUCCGUGAACAAACAGCGGGUCUAGGGCCAUGUUAGGCAACUACAACCGCGGCACGCCCCAGGCGGGCACCAGCCGCCAGCGGGAUUCGCUCCCCCUCGCCCCGCGAGAAGCGAGCGGCUGUCGGACCCCGCAGCGAAGCCAGGGCAUCGACGACCGGGGCGAUGGUUUCGCGGCGGCGGAGGACGAGCCCUGCCCGGCUCCCGGUGGCUCAGAGCCGAACUUCGAGAUGGAGGGCGACGACGGCAAGCGGCGCCUGAUCCGCCACCAGUACCGGGAGCUCAUCCAUAACGUUCAGCAGCAACGAGAAGAUAUGUUGAGUUCAAAAAGCAACAAAUUAACAGAUGCACUUGAACAAGCCAACCAGCUGUUUAACAGAGUGUCCCAAGCCAGAGAAGCAGCCCUAGAUGCCCAGUUUCUUGUGUUGGCUUCAGACUUGGGUAAAGAAAAAGCAAAUCAGUUGCAUUCUGAUAUGACCUUAUUUGAUCCAACAUCGUAUACUGAAGAUUUACUUAAGUAUAUGGGCCUAAAUCGUCUUGAAGUAGAAGAAAGUGAUAGUGAGGAAGAAUGUCUUCUUAUUGGAUUCUUACCUGAAGAUUCCUGGCUCAGAGUAGGAAUAAUAUCAAUAAAAUACUUAAAGUUUGCUCCAACAUUCCACUUUUUGUUUGGUUCAUUCAAGACUGAUCCUCCUGUGCCAAAGCCACGGAAUGAACGUCAGAGAAGAAAAGAUAAGAAAGAAGAAGAAAGGGCCAUGCCUGCCGAGGUGAAAAAAAUGGAGGAGUCCCAACAAGAGGCUACAGAAAAAGAGGUAGAGAGGAUCCUGGGAUUACUGCAGACCUAUUUUGGAGAAGAGCCUGAGACUCCUAUAUCCUUCUUUGACUUUGUGAUUGAUCCAAAUUCUUUUGCCCGAACGGUGGAAAAUAUUUUCCAUGUUUCCUUCAUUGUAAGGGAUGGCUUUGCAAGAAUAAGGCUUGACCAAGAUAAACUGCCAAUAAUAGAGCCCAUUACCCAUGGUAAUGAGGAAAGUGAACAACAGAAUACCCAGAUCAGGCACCAAGACGUUAUAUCACUGAGUUAUCAAGACUGGAAGGACAUUGUGAGAACUUUCGAAAUUUCACAGCCUAUGAUCUCUCCUCCAUGCUGUAGCAAGUAAAAUCCAAGCUUUCCAAGGUGUCCUAAAUGAAAAUUGGCACCUCAAAUGGAAGGAAGCAUAUAACAUUUAUUGUAUUAUGAAAUGUGUUUUUCAGAGAAUCAGAUGUUUAGGUUUUUUUGUUUAUGUGUAUUUUAUUUUAUUGUUUUUGAAGCUGCCCUGCUUUCCUCUGAUUAAAGAGAUUCACUGCCAUAUCUGUA
Trichosurus vulpecula (common brushtail) is the source of this 1480-nucleotide messenger RNA. RefSeq names its product NSE4 homolog A, SMC5-SMC6 complex component (gene NSMCE4A). Gene Ontology annotation, biological process: DNA repair. NCBI's taxonomy places the organism in Eukaryota, Metazoa, Chordata, Mammalia, Diprotodontia, Phalangeridae. The record is from RefSeq and is a predicted model, not a curated record. Bases 162 to 1283 code for a protein of 373 amino acids. Gene Ontology annotation, cellular component: nucleus; Smc5-Smc6 complex. The transcript is spliced from 11 exons.